Molecule: messenger RNA, 999 nt
Organism: Emys orbicularis (European pond turtle)
Lineage: Eukaryota; Metazoa; Chordata; Testudines; Emydidae
Gene: TMED8
Product: transmembrane p24 trafficking protein family member 8
Exons: 6
Coding region: 1-999 (332 amino acids)
Source: RefSeq, a predicted model, not a curated record
AUGUCGGAGGUGCGGGUGGCUGCCGCCGGCUCCUCCUUCGAGCCCCCCGCGGCUGGGGAGCCGGGAGGCCGCCGCUGCUCCGUGUCCGACGGGGACGCGCAGGGCCGCCGCUCACCUCCUGCGACUCCAGAGAAUGAAGAUUCAGCCCCAAAACCAGAAUCUGCAUCCCAGACAGUCGCCUCAUCAGUGUCUGAGGCCUCACAGUGCAGGCCGCAGAUUGGAUCACCUGUGAAUGUGCAUGCUGCAGAGGAUUCUAGAAAAGGCGAUGGUACAUCAGAGGACCAGGAUGUGGCCGGACAAGGAGAGAAGCUGGCUGACCAGAUCCAGACCCCCAGGGAGGAGGCCGUAGUGCGGAUGACCAAGUACCGUGCCCCACAAGGACCAGGGGAUAUAGUCAUGAUACAGUCGGAACACACAGGUGCAGUGGAUGUCCUCUCUGCAGAGCUGGAGACUGCGGACCUCCUUGGUGAGCAGAGAAAAGCUCAGCCUCCUCCUCUGGCUCCAGCCUCCACUUGGACCACUUGCAAGAUAAGGGAAUUCAAAGCCAAAAUGGGAAAGGAGAAGAAUGCUCGGAUGGUGGUGAAACGGGGUGAAGUAGUGACAGUCCGGGUGCCAACACACCCAAAUGGGAAGCGUGUUUGCUGGGAGUUUGCUACGGAUGAUUAUGACAUUGGCUUUGGGGUCUAUUUUGACUGGACUUCUGUCACCAGUACUGCCAUUACUGUGCAAGUCAGUGAAUCAAGUGAUGAGGAAGAUGAAGAGGAAGAAGAUGAGAUCGAAGGACUCACCCCCGUUGGAGAUGUGGAGAGGGGCUCUAAAAGCUAUCUACGAAACCGCUAUGGGGAGAUCAUGCCUGUGUACCGAAGGGACAGUCACCGGGAUGUGCAGGCAGGCAGCCAUGACUACCCGGGCGAGGGCAUCUACCUGCUCAAAUUUGACAACUCCUACUCCCUCCUGCGCAACAAGACUCUCUUCUUUCAUGUCUAUUACACCAGCUGA